Messenger RNA from Podarcis muralis (Common wall lizard), 2908 nucleotides. RefSeq lists its product as uncharacterized. The record is from RefSeq and is a predicted model, not a curated record. NCBI's taxonomy places the organism in Eukaryota, Metazoa, Chordata, Lepidosauria, Squamata, Lacertidae.
GAUCGCCGGGGAUCAGAAGCCAGAAACGUGCCGCGUUUUCUAUCGGCGCUUCCGCAGCUCCCGGCCAGGUGAGCGGCCCCGGCCAGGGUGACCAUGGCUCCCAGCAGCUUGAGAUGCCAGCGCCUCGAGCCGGACGGGGCUUCUGCCAGGAGCCGGCGGCGCUGCUGCCGCAUCCCAGACCACAAGCGCUGCUCUUUCCUGCGCGCGGCACAGGGGAAAUACGCCACGCUGAUCACGCCCUACGUGCGAGACUUGCACAAGAGCGUCCUACUCAAGAACACCAUCCUGCACCUCCAGGACCCCAGCCGAGGGAGCCAGGAAACGGGCCUCGGGCUGGCAGCACCCCAGGGUGCCCCACCUUGGCAAGAGACAAGCCAGGGUCCCCCAGCAGAGAGCGAAGGCGCAGUGUCUCUGCCAGCGCAGCCAGCAGAAGAACCUCCGAGUGCCGUGGGCAAUGGCCAGGUGAGAGCAGCAGACAUGGGCGUAGGCAUGUGGGCACCGCCUGCCUUCUCCAGCCCCUGCCAAGAUGCAGGACAGGUGGCCAGUGAAGACAGCCGGCCUGAGCCGCUCCUGGAUUCCUUCCUCUGCUCUGCUGGUGAAGUCCUGCAGUUUUGGGAGAGUCUGCAGCAACAGGAAGGUGGCAGUGGCCCCUGCCCGUCUCUGGCUGGCCCCAGAACCGAUUCCCCCUGGCCUUCCGAGAGUGCAGCUGCCAGCCCAGGGCAGGAGGCUGGUUCCUGGGGUACCCUCUGCCCUGAGGAGCAGCCCCGCGACCCCUUGUUUGACAGCUUUGAGAUCUUGGCCUCCAGCUAUGCAAGCGACAUCCCUGCAGAGGAUUUCUUUGCAGACAUCGACGUGUCGGAGUUUGAGAGCGUUCUGUGGGGUUCACCGAGCAACGGGCAGCCCACAGUUAUCGACAUGGCAGGCCAGGCUGCUGCUGAGAUUGCCCCCCAGGCUGAAGCGCCCCCUCUUCCCGGUCAGGAUGCAAGCAGCAGGACGGGGAGCCUCGACCAUUACGUGGAGCUCCUUCUGCGCUCCUGAAAUGCUCCACUCCGGAUCCCUUGGAUUUCAAGGUUCUGCCGUCAUUAAAGUUUACAGGUCAAUUGACCACGACUUGCCAAAGAAAAGGGACCGUGGGUUUUGCAGGACUAAAUCAGCUAGCUUUAAACCUUGCAAUACCGGCAUUUUUCAUUCUACUUGAAAGGGUGCAAACAAGUGACUAAACUCUCAUUUGCUGCAAGUGCAAUAAAUCCUGUCUAUUAGAGUAGUGGAAAUGUUUGUCAUGGGCUCUGGGAAUGUCCUCCGCACCCCCAGGCCUGAGAGCUAACUCUUUAUGGACAAAGUGUGCCCUUUCAGCAGCCCCCCCCCCAGGCCUGAGCCCUGCCAGGUGGCAGCAGCAACCGUGGGCACAACCGGAAGCUUCUCCUACAGGGAAGACGUUCUUGCUCCUCAAGCCCCUCCUGGUUCUAGGAGGCCACGGGGUGGGGGAUGGUGGGGAUCCGUUGAGCCCAUCCCUCACCUUAACAGCCUCUUCCUCUGACACGUCUGGCCUGCCCGUCUCUGGCUCCUGCCUCAUGGGCACUGCCAAACCCCCCUCCUGGGCCAGUGCCCUGGCCUCCUGCCUCCUCCCCACACGGUCAGAGCCGGGGCAGGAGCAGGGCAGGUGUUGGCUCAGGUGGGCUGGGGCGGCUUCUCCCUAGUUCAGGGACUGGGCACUUCAGGCCCGCCAGACAUUGUUGGACUCCAACUCCCAGCAUUCCCUGACCAUUAGCUGUGCUAGCUGUGGCUGAUGGGAGUUGGAGUCCAACUCUCUUUCUGUACGCAAGCCCAUUUUCCUUGAAGCAAAGUUGCUGCUGCCACCCCUGGAGGGCAUCUUUUGCCAGCCUUGCCUUUUGCCAGCUCAGUUCGGAGGACGGGGACUCCUUUGCUACCUCUUCCAAGCAUGUGGCCAGUUGGCUGAAGCAGCCCUGGAAUUGCAUCUUGACUACCUCUUCAAGCUGGUUCUGCAUCCCAGCAAUGGGGCUGCUGCCGCCGCCGCCGCCUGACGUUGGCCAGACCUGCUUGGUGGUUCCCCAGACACAUGCGCAUUGUGGUCGUCUGCUCUGGAAAUGUACUGCUGAUGUGCCAAGGCAGGUGCUCCUCUGUUGCAGAGCCUCUCGCCAGAGCCAUUCUUCCUGGGAUCUUGAAUUUGGGGAGCACCCGUGACCUGUGAAUCUCUGCAUUUCUCGUGCUACCCCAGAAAGAAACUUCUUGAGCCACAUUCCUCAUUCCUGCCUUGGCAGACAUUUGGACCAUUUGCCACCCUCUGAUGGUGCCCUUGAGUGGACAGUUUUGGCUCGCUAGUCCUGUUCCAAGGAGCAUGAUGCAAAUUAAAAUUUCUCAUGGGUUGGGAGCCCCAACGUGAACUGGCAACCCCAGGCUGCAAAUGUCCCUUCUAGACUUCUGAAUACCUGCCUUCGAUGAAUACUUGAAGAAGACAAGUUGUGUUGUUUGGAUAGAAUCACAGAAUUGUCGGGUUGGAAGGGACCCCGAGGGUCAUCUAGCCCAACCCCGCCGCAGUGCAGAUAUCACAAUAUUGCAUUCCUUCUUUAAAACCUAACCAAAAAGGUUACGCUCUCAGGUCAGUGCUGAUGUCUGUAACAAGUUAUUUAUAAAUGUUAUAAAUUAUUGCCCGAUAUGUUAAAGGGGAGGGCAAGGGACUGGGGUGCGUGCUCCUGGGCAACUUCCAGGGUGAGGUGCCUCUCCUCCCAUCCCCAGCUGUGGAUACGAGGAACAGCCUGGCUUUCUCUCAUAUGCCGCCUUAAGGACAAACACAUUCUGGCAUCAGCUGUAGGCCUGCUAGACCAGGCUUCCUCAAACUCGGCCCUCCAGAUGUUUUGAGACUACAGUUCCCAUCAUCCCUGACCACUGG